Suillus clintonianus is the source of this 580-nucleotide messenger RNA. Its product is annotated as mitochondrial F1-F0 ATP synthase subunit F of fungi-domain-containing protein. Gene Ontology annotation, biological process: proton motive force-driven ATP synthesis. Lineage: Eukaryota; Fungi; Basidiomycota; Agaricomycetes; Boletales; Suillaceae. The transcript has 4 exons. The record is from RefSeq and is a predicted model, not a curated record. The coding region runs from base 29 to 325 and encodes 98 amino acids.
CCCGACACAUUGACAACUCAUUCUCGCCAUGCACGCAUCGCUCAUUCGUCGUCAAUUGGGGGGUAUCGUUCCUCCCAAGAUUGCUACUCCGUCACUUUUGACGUCGGGCUCCGGUUCAAGCCUCACGCCUCUGGUCAACUUCUACUCAAAACUGCCCAAGGGUCCAGCAUCUGCUGUUUCUGGUGGUGGGAUUAAGGCUAGAUUCUUCAACGGCAAGAACGCGUCCGCCGCCCCACUCGUUUGGACGAUCUUGGGUCUCUUCACUUUCGGAUACACCAUCGACUACCAGAUGCAUCUGAAACAUCACAAGAACCACGCCCACUAAUCGCGUGCAUGGAAGUAAGGGGAUAUUGCCACAGAACUUGCUGUAUGCACAGGAAAUAGACCAUCAUUUUUCUCAAUGCGCAUCGAGUAAACAGUACACCCUCUGUGUGGACCUGACCAUAUUUAACGCAUUGGUGUUGUGAAAGGUACCGCUGGUGAGUAGAACAAGUAGUCGACUAUAUUCAGAAUAUCUCCUCAACUUUCUAGUAGUCUCAGCGCUAAGGGGAUAAUCACAUUAUCCUUGUUAUUUGUGUGC